UAUUUGUAAUUAUUUCUGAGUAUUUAAGAAUUACUUGCUAAACAAUACUUUGAUAAAAAGAGACAUGCAAAUUUAUUUUGUGUACUCUACAAGGAAAAAUACAAGAAUUACUCGAAAUAUAAUAUGUGUACAUAUUAUAAAGAAGAAAAAUGAACAAAAACUUCCAUAAAUAGUAAAUAUCUAACGACUAAACUUGACAAUCUUUCAUUCGCCGCUCUGGCGCUCUCUGACACCGACGAGCCACCCGCGAAAACAUCAACCAGUACUCAAUAGUAACUAUCUAACGAACUUUGAUAAUCUUUCUUGCGCUCUCUAACGCCAACGAGCCACCGCAAAACAUCAAGCACUCAAUGCCGCCGCUGUCGUUUUCCUCACUUCCCAUCGACAUCGUCGUGGAAAUCUUAGCUCGCGUCCCGAAACGCUCUCACCCGAUCCUCUCUUGCGUCUCCAAGAACUUCAGCCGUCUUGUUCGUUCGCCGGAGAUACACAAGAUUCGCUCUCUCCUCCGCAAAGACUCACUCUUCAUCUGCUUCGUCGGCAAAACGGGUGCGCAAUGGUUCACUCUCCGAAGAGCUGAGAACAACAACCCGACGACAGAAGAGAAGAACCGCUUCGUCUCCAUCGACCUCGCGUUUCUUUCUCAGACCGAGCAAAAACCCUGCGCCGUCGCCAUAGGCCCGGAGAUCUUCUUUAUCUGCGGAUCAUUCAAUCCUUCGGCAGCCAUGUGGAUUCUUGAUUCAAGAACCGGGACGUUUCGCCAAGGACUUAGCUCGAGAGCUGAAAGGCUAUGCAGAAGCGUGGGUGUAGUCGGAAGCAAGGUGUACGUGAUCGGGAUCUAUAGAGACGCCGACGAGAUGCACGUGGAGUCAUUUGACGCGAAGACGCAGACGUGGGAGCUAGCGCCGGUUCCUGAGGAUCAAGGCUGGUGGUGGAGCUCGGCCCCAACUGUGUCGUUGAACAGGAAAGUUUGUGCGUUACGUGUUUCUGGCAAUGCUAGGUGCUACGAUCCUAGAGAUGGGUCUUGUGAGAGUUUAGGUUUGGCUACUAAGGAUAAAUGGUUGUGGAGAACGGGUGCUUGUGUGAUGAACAAUGUGCUCUACGUUUACUACGCUAGGUUCGGGCUGAUGUGGUAUGACUACGAGAUGAGGCUAUGGAGAGUGGUUGGUGGUUUGAGUCAUCUCAAAAAGGUUCGGUCUGUUGCGAUGGCGGAGUAUUACGGGAAGUUGGCGGUCUUGUGGGAAGAUGUUGAGGUUGGUGUGAGUGGUGAAACUAAGGAGGUUUGGUGUAGAAUGAUUGCUUUGGAGAGGAGUGAAAGAGGGGUUCAUGGGAUUGCUGAAGCGUCUCAACUUCUGGGUAGUGUCCUUCGUGGCUAUAUGUUGCAUCAUUGUCUCUCUGUUUCAGAUUAAAGAGAAUAAAGUGUCCCUCCUUGCUAUAGAUAGAAAUGUCCCACGUUGCUAUAGAUAGAAUCUCAUUGAUUAAGCAAAUGAUGUUUCUUUACAUUCCUACUUCUUUGUUUAAGUAGUUUGAUUGUCAUAUACAUGGACUUGUCCUCUAUAUUUUCGGCAGUAGUAUCAUAUUCAAUUCUUUAACUCUUGCUUUCUACCACUAGACUGUGCCCCGAAAAAAAACACAUACAUGUGACUAGAAUGGCAAACUAAUAAAGUGUAAUUAAGUAGUAAUCCAUCCAUUUCAGAUUAUUUGUCGUUUUAGACUGACACACAAAUUAAGAAAACAUUUAAUUUUGUAUAUUUACUAGAUAAAAACAUUAUUAUCAAUACACCUAACCACAUUUCAAUCAAUUGAAAAAAAUAUCAAAAUAUAAAAUCAAUAAAUUUUGCAUUGAAAUUAUAAAACGACACUUAUUUUGAAACAAAAAAUUCACCCUACAACAACAAGUAAUUUGAAACGGAGUGAGUACUAAGUUUGACUAGAAUAACAAAGUGGAAUAA
This is a messenger RNA of Brassica napus (rape), 1949 nucleotides long. Its product is annotated as F-box/kelch-repeat protein At2g44700-like. The transcript has a single exon. The record is from RefSeq and is a predicted model, not a curated record. Bases 351 to 1406 code for a protein of 351 amino acids. Lineage: Eukaryota; Viridiplantae; Streptophyta; Magnoliopsida; Brassicales; Brassicaceae. Gene Ontology annotation, molecular function: protein binding.